Eremomyces bilateralis CBS 781.70 is the source of this 270-nucleotide messenger RNA. RefSeq lists its product as uncharacterized. The transcript has a single exon. The record is from RefSeq and is a predicted model, not a curated record. The coding region runs from base 55 to 243 and encodes 62 amino acids. NCBI's taxonomy places the organism in Eukaryota, Fungi, Ascomycota, Dothideomycetes, Eremomycetales, Eremomycetaceae.
UAUUAUCGCCUCAUCGAUGAUUCUACCAGAAUCUCCAUUUUCAGGCUCCUCUUAAUGGAGAUGAGGAGAGGAGGAAUGGAGAAGGUGGAGGGCUUGAGUGGGAAUCCGGGGUGGAGGGUGUGGGGGGUCAUUGUCUCAGUCACGGUCAUCGAUCUGUUUACAGCUAUAUGCAGUAUGACUUCAGCUAUUGGCAAUCAAAAAAGUACAGAGUAUUUUGCCUGGUUAAAGCAUAAUGCAGUAUGAGAAAGUACUCCGUACUGGUUGCAUGAU